Messenger RNA from Haliotis rufescens (red abalone), 1228 nucleotides. RefSeq lists its product as uncharacterized. Gene Ontology annotation, molecular function: calcium ion binding. The transcript is spliced from 3 exons. The record is from RefSeq and is a predicted model, not a curated record. The coding region runs from base 819 to 1142 and encodes 107 amino acids. Lineage: Eukaryota; Metazoa; Mollusca; Gastropoda; Lepetellida; Haliotidae.
UCGCCUUUUACGGCAAGCAUUGGUUGCUGAAGACCUCUUCUAACCCAGAUCUUCACGGGUCAGGACAAUUGACUAUUGGAACGUCAACACCGUUUUUCAUUCAGUCCUGAAGAUAUAUUUCCUUCACUCUGAAUCUUUAAGCAAAGACCUCAAUAUUAAACAGAUAAGGCCAUUUAACUGGUCUCUUUUUAUUUGUAGCAUAGGUUGGCAAAUCAGUGGAAGGGAAUUGGCUAUUGGACCAUUUUUGAAAUGAUAAAACAUGUUACCUGCGAUGACACACACAAAAAAAUUGUUUGAACACCACAUAUGAUACAUGGCACUAGGGAUUGUGUGUUUUGAAACUUAAAACUGAGAAGAUCAGAGUCUUUAAUUCAUCCACACAUUUGGAGAUAUAAAACGGUCUGGCGGACAUUGCAGGCUUGAAAUUCGAGGUAACUUGACCACAUGCAUCAUGUGACAUUGAGUGUUAUUUUGACAUGUCCACUGAAACAAUUAUCUUCCAUGUAUGGGUCACACACUGAAAUAUGUCAUGCAUGUAAUUACCACCAACGGAGAAGGAAGUUCGCUCAGCCAGGAGAGGAGAUUGUGAUAUCAGAUGGAACUGGAUAAUUAUACAUAUCUCAAAUACAAUGAUCGGAUAUUGGUGAUCAGUAGCUAGGACAAACGGACGCAUCAUGCUGAGUGCAGUGUUAGCACUCUUUAAACCAAUUGACGCACGGGUCAUCCCAACUAUUAUCGUUCGUAGAUUAUGGUAUAUAAGGUAGGUGGAAUGAAUUAAGAGUAUUACUGCUGACGUUUGUAAAGGAACAAACACGAGAAUGUACAACGCAACACUUGUCCUCAGCAUUGUUUUCUGUUGGAAUGUCAUUGUAUUCGGAGCCACAGUGCCUCACCUACCCGGUGACAUGUCGGGAGCCAACGGACAAAGCAUAUUCGACUUUGACAAGAACGAAGACGGCGUUGUUAACGGCAUGGAGCUGUACAGCGUGUUGACCUACCUCGACGGUAGACUCGGUUACACACCGAAAGAGGCCAGAGUCAUUCUCCAAUUGGCCGAUACUGAUGGGGAUAACCAACUGGACAUUUCAGAUCUUCUGCAGUUGUCCAUGCUUGUUGAGACAGAAUCACUUCAGCACAAAUGACAAGUUAAAAACAUAUAUCGUAUGUAACUAUAUUUCACAUGUAUUUGUAUAGUUAAGAAAAUAUACUUUAAAAAUAAAAUAGUAUU